Messenger RNA from Nestor notabilis (Kea), 2760 nucleotides. RefSeq names its product cystic fibrosis transmembrane conductance regulator (ATP-binding cassette sub-family C, member 7) (gene CFTR). Gene Ontology annotation, molecular function: ATP hydrolysis activity; chloride channel activity; ABC-type transporter activity. Gene Ontology annotation, cellular component: apical plasma membrane; cytosol; plasma membrane. Gene Ontology annotation, biological process: chloride transmembrane transport; bicarbonate transport. Lineage: Eukaryota; Metazoa; Chordata; Aves; Psittaciformes; Psittacidae. The annotation marks the transcript as partial. The record is from RefSeq and is a predicted model, not a curated record. The transcript has 15 exons.
GGAAUUGGAGAGCUGUUUGUAAAAGCAAGCCAGGAAAACAACAACAGCAAAGCUCCUAGCACUGACAGCAAUCUCUUCUUCAGUAAUUUUCCACUUCAUGCCUCUCCUGUUCUUCAGGAUAUAAAUUUCAAGAUUGAGAAGGGACAGUUAUUAGCUGUUUCUGGUUCUACUGGAGCAGGCAAGACUUCUCUUCUGAUGCUGAUAAUGGGAGAAUUGGAGCCUUCACAGGGUAAAAUUAAACACAGUGGAAGGAUAUCCUUUUCACCUCAAGUCUCCUGGAUCAUGCCUGGAACAAUAAAAGAAAACAUAAUUUUUGGUGUAUCCUAUGAUGAAUACCGAUACAAGAGUGUCAUCAAAGCUUGCCAACUGGAAGAGGAUAUUUCCAAGUUCCCAGACAAAGAUUAUACAGUGCUGGGUGAAGGUGGAAUCAUUCUCAGUGGAGGCCAGCGAGCACGAAUCUCACUAGCAAGAGCAGUGUAUAAAGAUGCUGAUUUGUAUCUCCUGGAUUCUCCUUUUGGGCAUUUAGACAUUUUUACAGAAAAAGAGAUAUUUGAAAGCUGUGUAUGCAAGUUGAUGGUGAAUAAAACUAGGAUCUUAGUUACUUCAAAACUGGAACAUUUAAAGAUUGCUGACAAAAUACUAAUUUUACAUGAGGGGAGCUGCUAUUUCUAUGGAACAUUUUCUGAACUUCAGGGUCAACGGCCAGACUUCAGCUCAGAGCUGAUGGGAUUUGAUUCUUUUGAUCAGUUCACUGCAGAGAGAAGAAAUUCGAUACUAACCGAGACUCUCCGACGAUUUUCCAUUGAAGGAGAAGGCAUGGGAUCACGAAAUGAAUCCAAGAAGCAAUCUUUUAAACAGACCUCAGAUUUUAAUGACAUAAGGAAGAACUCCAUAAUUAUUAACCCCCUUAAUGCAGGGAGGAAGUUCUCAGUAGUGCAGAAGAAUGGAAUGCAGGUCAAUGGGAUAGAAGAUGGCUACAAUGACCCACCGGAAAGGAGGCUCUCACUGGUACCUGACUUGGAACAGGGAGAUGUAGGUCUGCUUCGGAGUAAUGUGCUAAACACUGACCAUAUGCUGCACGGUCGGAGGAGGCAGUCUGUGUUAAAUCUGAUGACGGGCACCUCUGUGAACUAUGGAUCAAACUUUUCCAAAAAGGGAAGUACAACAUUUCGGAAAAUGUCUAUGGUGCCCCAGACAAACCUGUCUUCUGAGAUAGAUAUCUAUACCAGGCGCUUGUCUCGAGACAGUGUCUUGGACAUAACUGAUGAAAUCAAUGAAGAGGAUUUGAAGGAAUGCUUCACUGAUGAUGCUGAAAGCAUGGGUACUGUUACUACAUGGAAUACCUAUUUCAGAUAUGUUACCAUCCACAAAAACUUGAUUUUUGUUCUGAUUUUGUGUGUGACUGUCUUCUUAAUUGAGGUAGCUGCUUCUCUUGCAGGAUUAUGGUUUCUUAAAAAGAUAGCAUUGAAAGCAAAUACAACACAAUCAGAAAACAGUACCUCUGACAAACCUCCUGUGAUUGUCACUGACACUAGCAGCUACUACAUCAUUUAUAUCUACGUGGGAGUGGCAGAUACCCUGCUUGCUAUGGGACUCUUCAGAGGUUUGCCCCUUGUGCAUACGCUUAUCACAGUGUCUAAAACUCUUCAUCAAAAGAUGGUGCAUGCGGUUCUUCAUGCACCUAUGUCAACAUUCAACUCGUGGAAAGCAGGUGGUAUGCUUAACAGAUUUUCAAAAGAUACGGCAAUACUGGAUGACUUACUUCCACUUACAGUAUUUGACUUCAUUCAGUUAAUACUGAUUGUGAUUGGCGCUAUAACAGUAGUCUCAAUAUUACAACCCUACAUCUUCCUGGCAUCAGUGCCUGUGAUAGCAGCCUUUAUUAUGUUAAGGGCAUACUUCCUCCACACUUCUCAGCAGCUGAAACAACUGGAAUCUGAAGCUCGGAGUCCAAUAUUCACCCAUCUUGUUACAAGUUUAAAAGGACUGUGGACACUGAGAGCUUUUGGGCGGCAGCCAUAUUUUGAGACCUUAUUUCACAAAGCCCUGAACCUACACACGGCAAACUGGUUCCUUUACCUGUCAACACUGCGCUGGUUCCAAAUGAGGAUAGAAAUUAUUUUUGUUGUCUUUUUUGUUGCUGUGGCAUUCAUCUCUAUCAUGACUACAGGUGAUGGACCAGGAAGAGUUGGCAUUCUUCUUACUUUAGCUAUGAACAUCAUGGGAACCUUGCAGUGGGCAGUAAAUUCAAGCAUAGAUGUGGAUAGUUUGAUGCGGUCUGUCGGACGAAUAUUUAAAUUCAUUGACAUGCCAACAGAAGAGAUGAAGAACAUUAAGCCGCAGAAGAAUAAUCGGCUUUCAGAUGCCUUUAUAAUUGAAAACAGGCAUGUGAAGGAAGGAAAGAACUGGCCAUCUGGGGGCCAAAUGACUGUGAAGGACCUUACAGCCAAAUAUGGUGAAGGAGGAGCUGCUGUAUUAGAAAACAUUUCCUUUUCAAUAAGUUCGGGGCAGAGGGUGGGCCUUUUAGGAAGAACUGGUUCAGGAAAAAGCACUUUACUGUUUGCAUUUUUAAGACUGCUGAAUACAGAAGGGGAUAUCCAGAUUGAUGGAGUCUCCUGGAACACGGUCAGUGUGCAGCAAUGGAGAAAAGCAUUUGGAGUGAUUCCUCAGAAAGUGUUCAUAUUUUCUGGAACUUUCCGGAUGAAUUUGGAUCCUUAUGGGCAGUGGAGUGAUGAAGAAAUAUGGAAAGUUGCAGAGGAG